AUGUAUCAUGGAAUGAACCCGAGCAGUGGAGAUGCAUUUCUAGAGCAGCAGCGGCAGCAGCAGCAGCAGCAGCCCCAGCAUCAGUUCCCCCCGAGACUCUUCGCAGUGGUUUUGUGGUUUCAGCUAGCGCUGUGCUUUGGCCCUGCACAGCUCACGGGUGGGUUUGAUGAUCUCCGUGCUUGUGCUGACCCAGGAAUCCCAGAGUAUGGCUCUCGAACCCCCAGUGGAAGUGUUUUCUUUGAAGAUUCUGUAGCCCGAUUUCAUUGCCAAGAAGGCUACAAGCUUAGGGGCCCGCCAAGGAGACUGUGUAUGAAACACUUGAAUGGUUCCCUAGGCUGGAUACCAACUGAUACACCGGUGUGCCUACCAGAAGGAAACACACAGUCAAGGCAUUGGUCUCCAGACCCAAAUGGGCCAGAUUCCAAAGGAGAAACACUGUCCUACACAAGGUGGAACUCACAGCACUGUGGGAAGGAAGGUCCUUGCUUCAAAGGAACCUUGGCUGUGAGCAUUCCACUUGUGAAGGCCAACAACAGCUCUCAGGGAGAAAUUCCCCCGUAUGAGUAG
This is a messenger RNA of Trichosurus vulpecula (common brushtail), 567 nucleotides long. Its product is annotated as sushi domain-containing protein 4-like. The transcript is spliced from 3 exons. Gene Ontology annotation, biological process: negative regulation of complement activation, classical pathway; negative regulation of complement activation, alternative pathway. NCBI's taxonomy places the organism in Eukaryota, Metazoa, Chordata, Mammalia, Diprotodontia, Phalangeridae. The coding region runs from base 1 to 567 and encodes 188 amino acids. The record is from RefSeq and is a predicted model, not a curated record.